This is a messenger RNA of Dracunculus medinensis (Guinea worm), 975 nucleotides long. The record is from the annotation of a GenBank genome assembly. Lineage: Eukaryota; Metazoa; Nematoda; Chromadorea; Rhabditida; Dracunculidae.
AUGACUUUGUUCGCAUAUGUGCAUGAAUGCAACAGUGCAGAUGAAGACAAAACCUUUACUGUUAUGACAUUCAACACUUGGAUUACUGGAAGUUUGGUGAAAAAUGGGCUAUAUAAAAUAUCGAGCCAUAUAAAAUCAGUUGAUCCAGAUAUAGUCGCCUUACAGGAAAUUUCAAAUCAAGAUGUUAUGAUGAAAUUGAUGGUUUAUCUUGGAGAUAAAUGGCAAAUGAUUAUGCCAAAUAAGUCUUAUCCAGAUACAGCGAUAAUUACUCGCCAUUCGAUUAUACCGAAUACCCAAGCACAGUUUAGCCGAGGCAUUGGUGUCAAUGUAAAAUUAAAUCAUUCAGAUUUAAUCAUAAAUGUGUGGUGUCUUCAUUUGGAUUAUAACAAUUUUUUUAAUGUUUUUUGGUCCUAUGGUCCUUAUGCAGCAAACAAUAAGUUGGUGACUAGCGAUGGUCAAAUUCUUGCGGGUGAAAUGAACUUUGGUGAAGGUCGUUUUGCGAAUAUACGAGAGCUUUUAGUAAAUAGACACUUUCAAAAAGCAUUAAUAUCAGUGGAUACGAUACCUCUGAUCGUUUGUGGUGAUUUCAACUCACCAUCACAUCUCGAUUGGACUGUUGAAACUCGUAAUAUUCAUGGAGGAUGGGUUUUUGAAUGGCCAGCAACUAAAAUGCUACAGAGUGAAACGAUGCUGCUCGAUUCAUUUCGAGAACUUCAUCCUGACGUUAACCGGCAUCCAGGUAUUACUUGGUCAACGGUGGAAAAGAUGACAAGUGCUGGCUGGGAAUGGAUGGUCCCUGAACCGCAAGAUCGAAUUGACUUCAUUUUUUAUAAAAGUUCUCUCAUUCGACCACUCUGGUCAAUAACGUAUAAUGGUUAUAGUUAUGUUCAUCCGAAACCGUAUCAUUAUAAUAAUGAUUAUCCAUCUGAUCAUUAUGCGGUUAUAACAAAUUUUGCUAUUAAUUUCGAAACAUAA